Molecule: messenger RNA, 639 nt
Organism: Ostrea edulis (European flat oyster)
Lineage: Eukaryota; Metazoa; Mollusca; Bivalvia; Ostreida; Ostreidae
Product: fatty acid-binding protein-like
Exons: 4
Coding region: 29-430 (133 amino acids)
Biological process (GO): fatty acid transport
Cellular component (GO): cytosol; nucleus
Molecular function (GO): fatty acid binding
Source: RefSeq, a predicted model, not a curated record
CGUGAUAAGGUCGCCAUUAUUAAGAACAAUGUCGCAGUUUAUUGGAAAGUGGAAAGUAGUUUCCGAAGAGAACCUAGACGAACUCUUCGAGGCUUUUGGAGUUGAUCAGGAAAUGAGAUUAAAGGCAAAAGAGGGUCUGAUUCAACCAUUCCAAGAAAUAAACAUUGUGGACGACGAGUAUUUUAUGAAGACCACAAUCGGUCAUAUCUCUACUGAGGUCCGUUUCAAACUUGGCGUGACAUUCCCAAGUUCAUCUAUGGAUGGCAAAAAGAUCAUGGUAACAUACAGAAUGAAUGGAAGCACAUUAGAAGAAGUUCAACAAUAUGGCGAUCAUGAGGCAUUGGUCGCUCGUGUAGUCAAUGGCAACGAAUUGAUAUCUACGAUUACUGGGCGAGGAAAGAAAGCCAACAUUCGCUAUACCAGAGUAUAACCGAUAGCUGGUGAUACAAUUCAAUAGUAUAUAACAAUAGCAUGCAAACACAUGAUCCCCAAAUGUUAUGCGCGUGACUUCCAUGUUCCUCUCCGAGACUAGUAGUUUAAAUUGGUGGUGAAUUCUUGCGUGAAAUUUUGAUUUAAUGACUGAUUUAUUAUGCUUAUAUUAUGUUAACACUAGUGGACAAUAAAGUUUAUGCGAAUAAA